CCAAAAUUCAAUUGUCCUGUUAGCAUGUUACUGGUCUCCUUUAUAACCAGCUUACGUCGUAAACUGGCAGUAAAAAGAAAGAAAAUGAUGCAAGGAGAGACUAAAAUUCUAACACGUGACAGCUGCUAGUUUUCGUCACGCCAGAAAAUUAUUAGAAUUGAAAUACACCAACGUUUGCUUGUCUCACUUUCAGCAACAAUUUAUUUCACUUUAUCUUUGAGCCUAACAAACAUCUAAUUCAACACAAAUACUAAAGAGGUAACAAAUUGUUAGCUUUACUCGGAUACAACUAAGUGGCCUCUAAUUUACUUUAAAAAUCUCAAAGAAUCCCAGCAUGUGUCUUCAAGGAUCACCUGGUCUCCCUGGUCGCAAUGGAUAUAACGGGUCACCAGGUCGUGACGGUCGAGAUGGCGCCAAAAGAGAGAAGGGUGCGGCGGGAAAGCCAGGGUUACGUGGUGCUAAAGGAGAUGUUGGACCAAAAGGAUCUCAUACCAACCACAGAAAUUGGAAACAGUGCGUAUGGAGGGGUGACGACAAUCGGGACUUGGGACUCAUAAAGGUAUUUUGUUCCAUUGGACUCACUGUUGGCCCCUAUUUUCUAAUUUAUAGGAAUGAGUCUUUAACAAGCCAAGAGAUGAUACAGCUGUUCGUGUUGUUUACCAGGGAACCUUUUACUUGGGUGGAUGCAGCGACUGCUGUAACCGCUGGUUUAUCCCCUUCAACGGUGCAGAAUGCAAUGGUCCAAUUUGAUACAACCUUGUGGAUAAGAAAUGAAGUUGAAGAUAACCACAGACCCGGGGCAAUAGAAGGCUACUGUGAAAACAUCCACAAGGGGAGAAUCCGUGUUAGAAUCAACAUUGGAAACUGUGUCGGAUUCGGAGACGCAAACGGACAUAUGCAUACAGGCUGGAAAUCAGUGUCACGUUUGAUUAUCGAAGAAGUCCCCAUCCCUUAGUGACCUGUUGCGUUUAGUUUGUUUGCUUGAAUGCGUAUCUUUUUGUGGGAAUGGCUGUAUCAUUUAGAACAAGUGAGCGAAACCAAUAAUACGUAAGGGAUUCCUGUUUUCUUUACACAAUUUUUCAACCUGAUCAGUGUAGGGUUUUAAAUAAUAAACUCAAAAAUCCUUUCUAGAUUUUAUGUUGACCUGGUUCGUUGCCUUAUAAAAAAAUUAUUUAACGGUAGAAAAACAUUACUCGCCCUUCUGGAAAUCCUAUAGAGAUAAUAUGUCAGGUACUCGACGAAAGUUUUAUAAAAUACUUGAACCAGGUGCAUCUACUUAAGAACUUUUUCAAAAUAUCUCCCAUUUGAUUCGAAGUCAUCUACUUGAAACUAUAAAACCGUCCAAUGAGUCCGUAAUCAAGUUGCGACGAUGCAAAAGAAGGGUAGCCUUAAACGUUAUUUUUCGCUUAGCGUGAUCUCAGAGAAACGCCUGGUUAGUCAAAAUGAAAUAAAGAGACUGAGUUGAUUGAGUACCUUCUGAAAAAAAAAAAUUACGCCAUUGCAUAAGCUCAUUGCCAAUCCAGAUUAUCUUUGUUAUUUCUGUUACGGCUGGGUAUUUGAAUCCACGAAGUUACCACAAAAGAUUAUGUAAUCUAUUGGUUACCAAUAUACAGUAUGUCAAUUAAAAGAAAAUGCACUUCAUAAAAUAGCGUCUUCCUUUAUUGUCUUACCACUCUCCUAUAAGGUGGAGGCUUCAGACGUGGAAAAGUUCCAUCAGUGAUGUUAACGCAAGGAUUGUGGCGGUAAACAGGACUUCUGCGUUACGGAACUGAGUUGCAUCUCGACACAAUCAGUAUUCAAUCCUGUUGUGACUCUGUGAAGAGUGUACGGUACUUGUGCGACAUACUUGUGCAACAUACUUCACAAGGAUUGUGCCCUUCGACAUAACGAUGCUAUGAAAUCAAAGUUGAUACGUUCGUUGGAACGCUUUAGCCUUUUCCCGGCAAUCAUUUAAUAAUACGUUUAAUAACGAUGUUUGAAAUUCGAAAUGAGCAAAAGUGGAAUUUCCAAAUUAACAGUCAAGGAACAUCUCUUGCAAGUGUCAUUAACCAGCAGCACGAUGGCUGGGUAUGAAUUACAGAUGAUUGCGUAACCUUUUACGUCAGUUAUUCGUCAUACCAUAAUUACUCUCGGCAGUGCGUCCAUUUACCUGAGAGAUUAUUUUGUUUUAAACUGUUUUGCCUUCAGCCUGCCUCAUAUGAGUUAGUUUUAACAUUGUACUGAUUCGGGGGUCAGCAUCUAGGAUAAUUUCUGCCUGAAAUACACUGAGAAAAACGAAAAAAAAUUCCAAGUCAAUGGACUUGAAAGCAUUUAGUGGUUGAACAAUUCCACAUUGACCUUCGCAACAAUCGUUCUCUUUGUAGUCUGCCAAGACAAAUAACCCCUGAACUACAGCCAAAGAUUCUAUGAAUCAGCGUAAAGAUAGAAUUGCUGACAUUUUCUGAUAGUUGUGUCGAUCCAUCAUGAUAACCUUUGAUUGAUAACACGCCUCCUUGACAAAAGAAAAAGUCGAACGCUGCAUAUUUUUCCCCUCUGGCGUAUAUUCUUUCAAGUCUAUAUUAGAUUUAACGAAUCACUAAAACAUUUGAAAAAUCCAACAUAUUUGUUCAACAAUCUGCUCAGAACGCCUUCUAACCCAUGAUUUUCAUCGUUUUGCUUGUCUACGACUAGCGAAUAACACUGUUCAACGAAACAUGAAGUCUAUAUAAGUGGACUUAACUUCUUUGGGAAUCAAGACUAACGCAUGCAAAUUGAUUGACAUUCUGUCGAUCAGCUAUAGGCUGUAAAAACGUCUUUUUAAA
Molecule: messenger RNA, 2801 nt
Organism: Stylophora pistillata
Lineage: Eukaryota; Metazoa; Cnidaria; Anthozoa; Scleractinia; Pocilloporidae
Product: collagen triple helix repeat-containing protein 1
Source: RefSeq, a predicted model, not a curated record